UUCCCGUUGUUGCUUAUUGCAUGUUAGCUAUUCACCUCCUAGAGUGUACAAAUCCUAGUGUGUAAAACAACGUCCCUGCCAUUCAUCGGAGACACUUGCAGUAUUCGAUCAUCAGAGCUCUCUUUGUUGGAUCUAUCCAUCGAUCCAUAAAAGGGGAAGAUGGAAUUAGAAGGAAGGGAAAAUGACACAGUCGUAACUCAAGUCAGCUUUGGUGGAUUUGGAAGUCAUGUUAAAGCAAAAGAUCUUGUAGACUACUUGGAAGAUGAAAUUGGGCUUGUAUAUAGGUGUCGGUUGAAAACUUCUUGGACCCCUCCAGAGUCUCUUCCGAGUUUUGAGCUCAUUGAUACUGCAGAUAUUGAAACAACAGAUGAAUAUAAAAAGGUUGAGCCACAUGCAUUUGUGCAUUUUGCUUCGCCCGAGUCAGUGACUGCUGCUAUGAAUGCUGUUGGGCGCUGUCAACUCUUUCUCAAGAACCAAGCAUUGAAAGUAAGUUUGGGCCCUGAGAAUUCAUACAACAUGAACAAGAGGAGGAGGACUAAAAUUCCAUUCAAGUUAGCUGAUGUGCGUCUUGAGAUUGGAAGUUUAGUUCGCCUAGAUGAGUUCUUUGUUGCUUGGAGGGGGCCAUCUUAUGGGGUUGAUUUUGUUGUGGAUCCUUUUGAUGGGACAUGCAAAUUUUGUUUUAGAAGAGAUACUGCCUUUUCAUUUAAAGGGAUGAAUAAGUAUGCUGUGAUAAAAUGCGAUUUUAAGGUGGAGUUCCAGGUAAGAGAAAUCAGUGAAUUUAAACACUAUACAGAGCCUUCAUAUCUUGUAAUUCUGUUGAGGCUGGCUUCAUCACCUUGGGUUUCAUAUCGAACUGCCGAUGAUGAUAUUGAUCAAUCAGUUCCAUUUGAUUUGUUGGAUGACGAUGAUCCUUGGAUUAGAACCACAGAUUUUACUCCUAGUGGGGCAAUUGGGCGUUGUAAUUCUUACAGAGUUUCAAUCCCACCGCGGCAUGGUGCUAAGCUGAAGAAGGCCAUCAGUUAUCUUAAAAAACGCAGGGUGCAAGAGGUUUCGAUCAAAAAGCCACCUAGGAUUCAGGAUGAACCUGAUUUUGAAAUGCCCAUGUCAGAUCCUUUCUUCUCUAUUCAUUACAAGGAAAAUAUUUCCUUUGAGAUAUUGUUCUUGGUCAAUGCUGUAAUGCACAGGGGCAUUUUAAAUCAGCACCAGUUGUCAGACGGCUUUUUUGAUUUACUGAGAAACCAACCAAAGGAGAUCAAUGUGGCUGCAUUGAAGCACUUAUGUUCAUACAAACACCCGGUUUUUGAUGCCUCUAAAAGGCUGAAACUUGUCCAAGAAUGGUUGCUGAGAAACCCCAAGCUUAUCAAGAAUCCCAAACAUUUGGAUGAUAUUGCUGAAGUUAGGAGGUUGGUGAUUACCCCAACUAAAGCCUAUUGUCUUCCACCAGAGGUUGAACUAUCCAACAGGGUUCUUAGAAAAUAUAAAGAAGUUGCUGAUAGGUUUUUAAGGGUUACCUUUAUGGAUGAAGGAAUGCAGACAAUAAAUUCCCAUGUUAUGAAUUCUUAUGUUGCUCCUAUUGUGAAGGAAAUCACAGAAAACACCAUCCCUCAGAAAACAAAAGUGUAUGCAAGGGUUCGGGCCAUUCUGAUGAAGGGAUUUCAAUUAUGUGGUCGUAAGUACUCGUUCUUGGCCUUCUCAUCCAAUCAACUGAGGGACCGUUCUGCCUGGUUUUUCGCUGAAGACAAGAAGAUUAAUAUACAAGGAAUCAAAAAUUGGAUGGGGAAGUUCCACAACAGAAACGUUGCAAAAUGUGCUGCUAGGAUGGGUCAGUGUUUUUCGUCUACAUAUGCAACGGUAGAAGUUCCAUCAGCCCAGGUUAAUCCUAAACUUCCAGAUAUUGAGAGAAAUGACUAUAUCUUUUCUGAUGGUAUUGGUAGGAUCACCCCAGACCUUGCAAUGGAAGUUGCAGAAAGACUGAAAUUGGACAGAGAUCCACCUUGUGCAUAUCAAAUUAGAUACGGAGGCUGUAAAGGGGUUAUUGCUUGUUGGCCACCGACAGGUGAUGGCUUCCGGCUUUCUUUGAGGCCUAGUAUGAACAAGUUUGAGUCGGACCAUACUAUAUUGGAAAUAUGUUCAUGGACUAGGUUCCAGCCAGGUUUCUUAAACAGGCAGAUUAUAACAUUGCUUUCAGCACUUGGUGUUCCAGAUGAAAUAUUCUGGACAAUGCAGGAGACAAUGGUUUCCAAAUUAAAGCAGAUGCUGGUGGACACAGAUGUGGCGUUUGAUGUUCUCACUGCAUCCUGUGCUGAGCAAGGAAAUGCUGCAGCUAUAAUGUUAAGUGCAGGUUUCAAGCCCCAGACAGAACCACAUCUGAGAGGCAUGUUGACCUGUAUACAAGCCGCACAGCUCUGGGGACUUAGGGAAAAGGCCAGGAUUUUUGUUCCUUCUGGGAGAUGGCUUAUGGGCUGUCUGGAUGAGUUAGGGGUACUUGAGCAAGGCCAGUGCUUUGUCCAAGUGUCUACCCCAUCGCUGGAAAACUGUUUUGCAAAGCAUGGCUCUAGGUUUGAUCAGAUAGAUAAAAAUCUACAAGUAAUAAAAGGGUUCGUAGUGGUAGGAAAGAAUCCUUGCCUUCAUCCAGGAGAUAUAAGGAUUCUUGAAGCAGUUGAUGCACCUGGGUUACACCACAUGCAUGAUUGCCUUGUUUUCCCUCAGAAAGGUCAUAGGCCUCACACAGAUGAAGCUUCUGGUAGUGACCUAGAUGGGGACCUCUACUUUGUCACAUGGGAUGAAAAUCUUAUUCCCCCACGUAAGAAGAGCUGGGAACCUAUGCAGUAUGAAGCUGCAGAAGCCAAAGUUUCAGGGCGUCCUGUCACGAACCAGGAUUUAAUCGAGUUUUUUGUGAGAAACAUGGUGAAUGAGAACCUGGGAGCGAUAUGCAAUGCACAUGUGGUUCAUUCUGACCGCAGUGAAUAUGGAGCUUUCGAUGAGAAUUGCCUAAAACUAGCAGAAUUAGCAGCCAUAGCAGUUGAUUUUCCCAAAACUGGGAAGAUUGUUACCAUGCCACCACCCCUAAAGCCAAAGCUAUACCCAGAUUUCAUGGGAAAAGAGGACUACCAGUCGUACAAGUCUACUAAAAUUUUAGGGAGACUCUAUCGCAAGAUUUGCGAUGCUUAUGAUGAAGAUGUGGCAACCUCUUCUGAGCAAAAUCAUAAUCCCAGUGACAUCAAAUAUGAUAUGGAUCUGGAGGUUCCAAAAGCUGCAGAUUUCAUAGCUGAUGCUUGGGAGAGAAAGUGCUCUUAUAAUGAUCAGCUACAGGGUCUAAUGGCACAGUAUAAAGUUAUGAGGGAAGAGGAGAUUGUCACAGGACAUGUUUGGUCAAUGCCCAAGUAUUCCAGCAGGAAGCAAGGGGAGCUGCAGGAGCGGUUGAGGCAUUCUUACAGUGCUCUGAAGAAAGAGUUCAGGCAAUUUUUCGAGAAGAUGGAUACGGGUUUUGAGUCACUGACUGAUGAUCAGAAAAAUAGCUUGUAUGAGCAGAAAGCAUCAGCUUGGUACCAGGUGACUUACCACCCUGAUUGGGUGAAAAGGUCACUCGAUUUGCAAAGGCCAGAUGGCCCAGGAGAUGUGGUGAUGUUAAGCUUUGCCUGGAUUGCAGCUGACUACCUUGCUCGGAUCAAGAUCAAGCGCCGUGAAGUGGGUAAUAUUGACUCUAAGAAGCCAAUCAAUGCUUUGACGAAGUACCUUGCUGAUCGGAUAUGACCAGCACCUGAAGUCCUUGGGAGUUGCUUCCUGGUUCUCAUAAACUUCAUGGUGGCAAGGCCAUUCUGCCAUUUUAUUUGGUCUGAUUUUGUGUUAGUUUUCUGCGUACAUUUUCCUUCUGAAAUGGGACAAUUAAUUUUCUUUUAUGCUACAUUAUGGUCGAUGUACCAGACAAUAAACUACUUCUUACUUUUUAGCUAAUUUAUUUACAAACAUCUAAGGACGGGUUGGUGUUCAUAACAUACUGUUCAUAGGCUGGAAGUGAAGUGGCGGUUCUGCCCUUCGUUUUCUCUGAUUUACGGGGUGCCAUCCAUCAUAUAGUCAGGUCAGAUGCGUGUAGAUUUCAUUCGUGGUUUCUAGAGAAAACAUAGUCGAAACAGAGAGAGAGAGUGGUGAUUCGGUUUUGCUGUGAGGAGGAAGAAGAUCUGCCGUUUUGGUUUAUGGUUUUGAUUGGUUUGUUUUUUCCUGUCUUUGGUUUUUAAUUGAAUUGGGUUUCGUUUUUGUAGGGGUAUUGUUCGAUUUUGCUCUGGUUGGUUUUCAAUUCACUUCAGUUUUCAUUUUUGUAGGGGUAUUGUUUGUGCUUCAGUUUGUAGGAGGAGGUUGAAGGUGAGGCUCUUUUGUUUUUUUUUGGUAAAUUGUGAAGAGUUUUUAUUCUGAAUUCAGUAUUGUCUGUCUACUUCUUCUAUUUUCAAUAAAUACUGAAAUAAAUAAAUAGCAGAGUCGAAUUCAAAGAAAGAGUAGAAGUUUGGGGAAGGAAUUUUUUUGUAUUUUUUCUCAAGUAAGUUGAAGAUGACAGAGUAUGUUCAUAUGUUCAUGGGUCUUAUGAGUUUUGCUAUCAUAGAUUUAGGCAUUUAGGUGAUUAGUGCAUAGGUGGGUAUUGUGUAAGUAUGGAAGUUUAACUGUGCAAGUAAUUCAGAUAACAAAUGAUUGUUGUAGAUCUGGGUUUCAUUGGGGGAGUCAGGAUUGGAGGUUUCGAAAUGUGUGUUGUUGAUGUUAUGUUCUUUUUUUUCUUAGUUUUCUUUCUACUGGGGUUACGCAUAUGUGUGUUUCAGUGAUAAUAAUCGAAUCAGAUUUCAUCUGAUAAUUUCUUUUGAUGGUUGUGCUUCAACAUUGUAAUAUAUGUAAAAUCUCCUCUUUUCAUGAUAUACCAAAGACGUAUAAUCAUGUAAAAAGCUAAUAGAAGGUCAGUAGAGAUGUGAAAAGAAGAUGACGUUACAGUUAGAAAAGUUAGUUCCAUUGUUUUUUGAUUAAUUAUUAGUGUAUUUAUGUAGUGUGAUUGUGAAUAUGAGAAGGUGAAAAGAAUGUUAUUACAGUUGGAAGACUAUCUUUUGUUGUUUUACAUUGAAAAAAUAUAAGGUUUUUUGUUUUUGUUUGUUUUUUUAAAUAAUUAUUUUGUUUUGGUUGUGUAGGUUCUAUGCAAAGCAGUGCAUAGAACAGCAAAUAUCAGAAGAAUAUUUACAAAUGAGUUGUAGACCAAUUCUGAUAGUACCAUAAGCCAAAUUGAAGAAAAAGUUAAAAUAAUUUUCUUUUGUUUUAAGAUUAUAUGUGUGAAGGCAAUUGUAAUCAUCAUGAUCGCAAAACUCCUUAACCUUAUGUCCUGAUCACAUGAAGAUUGAGAGUAGUAGAAGACUUGAACUUGAGACUUUUGUGUGCAAAUUAUUUUGUAUUACUCUGCCUAUGGCUAUAGUCGCUAUACUUUGUAGGUUCAUAUACUUCUGAGAUUCCUCUUAUUUCUCAUUACACCUCUGUUUCUGCUAAAUUUCAAGUCUCGCGGCAACGCGCGGCUUCCUUUGCUAGUAACUAUACUAAUGGAAGGUUUUCCUUAUGAAUAGUGGCCAGUCAUUUUUGCCCUUCUAUGUUUUACGGAAUUGCAACUAUGGCACCGUGUAUACGCUUUCGAAACAGAGAUUGUCCCCAUAUCUGCAUGUUUCACGGUCCAAGUUUUGAGUUUUUUCUUUGCUUUUCUGCAUUUUGUGGAUGCAUGUGAUCUUCUUUGAAACCAACCAAGCAUCAAUUCGAUCUGACUUGGAUCCUUCUGCUGUAAAUUCAUAAUCUUUGAAUACCUGUUUCGGCUUUGGAAAGUGCUCAAGUGCAAAAUCAGAAACUGGAAAAGGAAUAUGAGGAUAGAUGAGGAGGAAGAGGAUGCCCAGGACUAAUAUGAUCUGGGAAAUAGUUGAAUUCCAGUUUUGAAGUAUUGGUUCCUGUUGAAUUGGAGAAUUGAAGAUUUGGGAGUUGGCCUGAUGGGAUUCAGUCAAACGUAAGGUGAGACUUACUCUUGAGGAGCCUGAACCUGGUCUCACCAUUGUCACCAGGCACUAUGAUCCUCCUGAUGGUUUCGUAUUUGAAAUAAAUGAUGUGUCACCUCCUAUUCAGGUAAGUCUCGCUAAGGGAAUUCACCUUUAUGCAAUGGUUUCAUUAUGAUUCUCUUGAACACCAUUUUCACAUGGGAAAUUUGGUUGGAAGGAUGACAAUGCCUACAAUGUUCAGAGACAAAUUAAUUACAGGAAUGAUUCAUAUGAUGAUGCCAUGAGUGGUUAUAUUAGACGUGACUCACGUGAGAGCUAUGUGGGGAGACUCAAUCUCAGAAUGAUCGUCAGUAAAAUAAGAGAGCAGUCCCAAUAGUUUAUGGCAACUAAGCUGCUUUGUGGCAAAGUCCUCUCCGUAUUUUGGAAGGCAAAUGGUCUGUCAGGGAGGGAGAUGAUAAGACAAAUGUUAAAUUCAAGUUCCCCUUACUAACAUAACUCGGCCUGGACUUUCUGCAGUCUGAAAAGGAGAAAAAAAAAUUUGUUAACCCUGAAACGGAUUUGCUGCUCUUGGCAAGCAUGCCCAAAUCAUUCUCAACUUUGAGAGGGGAAAAGGCUGGGCUGAUCCUUAUAUUCAACAUCAGCGGUCAGAGAGUCUUCGACACAACAGAAUCCCACAAAGCUCUUUCGUUAAAAGAGGAAAACGAAAAUCAGGAAAGCAACGAAAGAGAAUGAAGUGCAAGUAGUCAAACUGUUGGAACUGUUCGAGAUAGAAUAGAGGCUAAAUACUAUUUCGUCAACUUAAUUUGAAAUUGAUGAAUGUAUAGCUGGGGACGAUAUUAAUGCUUAAAUCUAUAACCCAAAAGGAUAUAAUUUAUGUUAACCAUUUUUGGACCCGA
Rosa rugosa (rugosa rose) is the source of this 6895-nucleotide messenger RNA. RefSeq names its product RNA-dependent RNA polymerase 6. The record is from RefSeq and is a predicted model, not a curated record. Gene Ontology annotation, molecular function: RNA-directed RNA polymerase activity. Gene Ontology annotation, biological process: siRNA processing. Bases 160 to 3753 code for a protein of 1197 amino acids. The transcript is spliced from 7 exons. NCBI's taxonomy places the organism in Eukaryota, Viridiplantae, Streptophyta, Magnoliopsida, Rosales, Rosaceae. Gene Ontology annotation, cellular component: nuclear RNA-directed RNA polymerase complex.